Molecule: messenger RNA, 833 nt
Organism: Bicyclus anynana (squinting bush brown)
Lineage: Eukaryota; Metazoa; Arthropoda; Insecta; Lepidoptera; Nymphalidae
Gene: Bug22
Product: cilia- and flagella-associated protein 20
Exons: 2
Coding region: 191-784 (197 amino acids)
Biological process (GO): positive regulation of cell motility; cilium assembly; regulation of cilium beat frequency involved in ciliary motility
Cellular component (GO): motile cilium; ciliary basal body
Source: RefSeq, a predicted model, not a curated record
AUGGUGAUUGGCUUUGAUAACAAACGCAUGGCCAAUGGCCGUGUUCAAAAUUUUUGUGUUUACUGUCAGUCUGUCAAUUUCUAAUGCAACCGCGAAAGAUUAUUCAUUUAUUGAUUAAACUUUUAAAGUUAACUAUCUGAUAAAUGUGAAGACACGCAAAGGUUUCGAGAACAUUACAUCAAUAUUUAAGAUGUUUAAAAACACUUUUCAGUCUGGAUUUCUGUCAAUCCUUUACAGCAUAGGCAGCAAACCAUUGCAGAUUUGGGAUAAGAAAGUAAGAAAUGGGCACAUAAAACGUAUCACAGACAACGACAUACAGAGCUUAGUGCUAGAAAUAGUCGGGACCAAUGUCAGCACUACGUAUAUAACAUGUCCGGCGGAUCCGAAGAAGACCCUGGGCAUCAAACUACCGUUUUUGGUUAUGAUAAUCAAAAAUCUCAAAAAAUACUUUACCUUUGAAGUUCAGGUUCUUGAUGACAAGAAUGUACGCAGGAGAUUUAGAGCUAGCAACUACCAGUCCACAACUCGGGUCAAACCAUUUAUUUGUACAAUGCCUAUGCGUCUAGAUGAAGGCUGGAAUCAAAUCCAAUUUAACCUUGCAGAUUUUACAAGGAGAGCCUAUGGCACCAAUUAUGUUGAAACAUUAAGGGUACAAAUACAUGCUAACUGCCGCAUUAGAAGGGUCUACUUCUCAGACAGGCUGUAUUCAGAAGAUGAGCUUCCGGCAGAGUUCAAGUUAUUCCUUCCAAUACAAAAUAAGGCGAAAACUGCAGUGGCUACAUAAAGUUGUAGUUAAAACAAUAUAAAUCUAGUAAAUGUAUUUCAUAAGUAUA